GGUUGUAUAUGUCGUCCAGAUGGUAGAAACGUUGUUUCCGAGUAUUUGAAUAGUGUGCACGUUGUGCGAAUGCAGCAAAGGACGCCCAGGGAUUGAACUCGCAAUCAGAGUGUAGGUUGUGUCAAACGAGUGGGUGUAAAUUGGAUGUGUAAAGACGAACACAGUAGGCAAUCAUUAGCAACAAGCAUAUGCCAUGUGGCGCACACACUUGCUGUUGUUUUGUCUUCUCAUGGUUGCCGAGUCGGUCGUCGUCCCUCAUCCUCAUCUCUACUUCAGUUCGGCAGAUGUGGAAUCAAUGAGACAGAAGGCUGACUCGACGCACUGGCACAUUGUCUCCGAGAUGAAAGACUUAGUGAAGUUGGUCAAAGCCAAACCAGCUUUCUACCUUCCUCCACUCAACUGGAACAAGUUCGCAGGCUCUUGGAAUGAACACUAUGGCAAUCAUCUUGGAGCUCUGGCCAUGUAUUGUGUGCUGAGACCCCAUGACAGCGAGGCAGUGAAUUUGACUCUGACGUAUAUGGACCGUAUGGCUCUUUUACCUAACUGGAUGGUGCAGUCUAGUCCAGCAGAUGAUGUGCCAGUCGCUCACUCUCUUGUGGGAUUUGCCACUGCGUUUGACUUUUUAUUCUCGUACCUGAAUGAGAAGAGACGGACAACGUAUGUGAACAAGUUGAAACAUGUUACAGCCAGGAUGUUUGUUCGAAGCAAAGUUGCAUCUUGGGGUCAGCAGUAUAUUCAUAAUCAUGUUGCUACGAACCUCGUGGCUCUCUUCACUGCUUCUGUGGUCGUCAUGCCUUAUGAAAGUCAGGCGGUUAAAUGGCGAGAUCAUGCAUUUCUAUUGAUGGAAAGAACGCUUAGUUUGCUCAAUCUCGUUGUUGAUGGUUCAUUAGGGGAAGGCGUGUCAUAUGGAAGUUAUACUGGUCGAUCGAUCACUCAGUUUGUCUACCUUGCUCAAAGGCACAUGAAACAAGAUUACACGAGGGGUUUCUUUUUGAAACAACAUUUUCGUUUCUAUCUGGCGACUGUCUUGCCUGGAUUUCAAGAAGUAGUCGGGAUAGCAGAUUCAAGUCGAACAUGGUUUUAUGGACCCGAAAGUCAGUUGGUCUUUCUAGAUGCUUUUGUGAUGAAAAAUGGUUAUGGAAACUGGCUGGCAUCAAAGAUACGAGAGAAGCGAGAACUUCCUGGUGCUCUGCAACCUGCAAAGGCACAUCGGUGGUGCACAUUGCACACAGAGUUUGUAUGGUAUAAUGCUGAGAUUUCUCCAAAAUCGCCUUUUGAAAUUGAUGUGGGUAAUCUUGAUGCUCUCAAGAUUACUAACCUUGAGCUAAAACCACAAUUCCAGGGAUAUAGUGAGUAUAACAAGCUUAUCAAGUUCAGCGACUGGGGAACAGUGACUUAUGGUGGAGGUCAAGAGAAUGGACACACAUAUGUCUCUUUCAAGUCAGGGCCAUUGCAUGGUCGGGCCAUUUAUUCUAUAGCCAAGAAAAAACUGUAUCGUUGGAUAAGUGGAUGGAUGUCAUUUAACCCUGGUCAUGAACAUCCCGAUCAGAAUUCGUUUGUGUUUUUUCCAAAUGGUGAGCCAUUUAUCACUGAAGCUUUCUAUGGACCAAAAUACACAUUUCUUAAUAAUGUGUUAACAUUUGGCCCAGUUACUUCGGCAAAAUGUUAUUCGCCUCAUCAAGGUCAAAAUGGUGAGUGUCACAAGUGGAUUGAGUAUAAAGAUGAUAGCACUGAACGAACGUGGGCGGAUGUCGUGACUGCAACUGAGCAGGCUGGUAUGCUGUUUACAAGUGGAGAUGCUGCAGGAGCAUAUCCGUCUAAGUUGUUGCUGGGAAGCGUAUAUCGUGCACUACUGCUUUUGGAUCAACAGACAUUGUUGGUACUGGAUCACAUACUGUUACGUGAUGGGAGUGCACUGAAGGUGUCUAAUGCUUACUUUCACAAUAUUCAUGUUCCUUUCCAAUUCAUAAAACAGUUGGGUACAGGUGUAUCACCUCAAGCAUUUAUUGAGCACAACAAGAAAAAACAAAACAUUUAUUGGAUUUCGUCACAUCAAAAUAAGCUGGAAGCAACAACUAAUUCACUGACUUAUCCAGCUGAAUUUGGAGUUCGCAAGACAAAUAUGCUGAAUGUCUCUGUACCUUUGACCCAGUCGAUUACUCGUGUUGCUUACCUAUUUGCUGCAGAAGGUUCCCACAUUACUAAGUUUAAUUUUCUGAAGCAAAGUGAUAUUGGAGUUCAAGUAACAAUUGGAAUUAACGGAAAAGUAUACACUGCUUCAAUUGUGACUGAUUACAAGGAUGCAAAAUCACGUCACACCUGGCUGGGUUUUAUGGGAUAUGCACAAGUCAAUAUGUCAGAUGGUUUCUGUGUGAGAUUUGGUCUGGAUACAAUUGUUAUGAGACAUGGGACUCAAGAAGUUAUCCAGCAUGGUCUUCCUAAACUUUCACGGGCUGCAGGCAUACUAUUUGAAGAGGGCAAUGAAUUUGAACAACCUCUCAUGAUUUUAGAGGAAGAGGAGUUUGCCAAAGAGUUGCAUAACAAUGAGCAGAUUGAAGACCAGCUUGAGGAGCAGCUUGAGGAGCAGCUUGAGGAGCAGAAUGAGCUGAAGGAAGUUGAGUUUACUGGUAACGUGGCACAAACUUUGGAUAGUGGUGAGUCCGUGGGUAUUAGGUAUGAAUGGCUCUUAAUUCCAGCUUUACUGCUCUUAAUUAUUCCUUUUUUUCAAAUUCGAAAGAGGAUGUUUGUGAAAUAUAUACUGCUGCUGGCUUUUGUUGUACUUCUUGCUGCUAUUCUGAUGAAAUUAGCAUCUAGUAUUAGUGAGCAUGAAGCUAUAGCCCUUCAUGGUGAUCUAGUUGAUGACAAGGAUGAGAUAUUGAAAGAAUUAGAUAACAGGAAGGAGAUACAGUCCGAUUUGGAUAUUUCCAAAGUACGUGAUUAUACACAAAAGAAGAUCCAUAGUGUGGACAAGGAGAUCAAUCUUGUGGGAGACAAGGUCACUUAUGUGCAAGAGAAGGUCAAUCAUGGGCAAGAGAAGGUCAGCGAUGCACAGAGUAUAACCAAGUUUUCCAGUAUUAAGAAACAGACAACAAGUGUGUCUCCAGUUCUUCGUCCGAAUGUAUUCAUUACAUCACUUCUUUCGUGUGGUUCAACUCUUGUUAGUGGUAUGUUUGGUGGUCGCACUGAUUUUUUCGUGAUGUCUUUCCCUACAUCUGCUAUUCAGCUACCAGAAAAAGAGGUUCUGGUUGACCCAUUUGUUGAUGCUUGUCAUUGGUCAUCUGAUGUUCAAAACUUUCCACAGAUUGGUGACUGGUUUAAAUCUAUGUACAAUGAUCCACUCCAACACAUGGAUCUAAAUGUCAAUACUGACCUUUCUGCAAACAUCAGAAACCAUCUGGCCAACAUGAAAACCCAUCGUUUGACUUAUCCUAAUGCACAAGUCGUUUUUCAUUCUCUUAGUGCAAGCUGGAAUCUUAAGCUCCAAUGGCUGCUUAGAGUAGUUGGCUCUUCACUGAAGAUGAUCUUUGUUGUGCGUGACCCUCGAAGCUGGAUUAAUUCUCUUUUGGAUGAAAAAGACAAUCGGUUUAUUCGAUGGAAAGUUGAACAACGUCUCAAAGAUAUGCUUAGUCAGCUUCCAAAUGUUUGUGGAAAUGAAACUCUAUUUGCUCAAGAGUAUGAAAAUCUCCGAAACUACUUUAGUUCACAAGGACCAAAGGUUUUACCACACAAAUUAUUAGCCGAACUGUGGAAAGCAAACACAGAAGCAGCUCUACGGAUCAACAAAAUCUUAGCUAAGAAGAACUACCUUCAAGUUCGAUUUGAAGAGAUCAUACGUUUUCCAGUCAGAAGUGCUGAGAAAAUAUUUCAUUUUAUUGGCAUGCCACUUCCACUGUCUGUCGAGCAUUGGAUACUACAGAGUACGAGAACAGGCUUGUUUCGACAUGGUUCAGACAAGCAGCUAGGACUAGCGACAUUGGAUUUAUGGAAGAAGUCCUUGACAGUAAACCAAAUACGGGACAUAGAAGCGAUAUGUAUGCCAGUUAUGAGAGAGCUUUCAUACAGAGCUUUACCUUUUUGACCUUUAGAUAUAGCAUGGAUGCAUUAUUUGUGUUCGUGACAUAGAGAGUGUUGUGUUGUUUA
Messenger RNA from Corticium candelabrum, 4140 nucleotides. RefSeq names its product dermatan-sulfate epimerase-like protein. NCBI's taxonomy places the organism in Eukaryota, Metazoa, Porifera, Homoscleromorpha, Homosclerophorida, Plakinidae. Gene Ontology annotation, molecular function: sulfotransferase activity; chondroitin-glucuronate 5-epimerase activity. The record is from RefSeq and is a predicted model, not a curated record. The transcript has a single exon. Bases 194 to 4078 code for a protein of 1294 amino acids.